AACAACAAAGUCUGGACCAGGUCUGGACACGUCCCUGCAGUUGUGCUCUUUAGCAGCUGGACUCGUCGUAAAGUACAAAUCAAACAAAGGACCAAGUUAUAUUUAGCCUCUGGUAAAGUCAACAAACGAGUAUUUAACUGUCAUUGUCUAUCUCUGAAUGCAAUCCUGACGCUCCAAAAAAAAACGCGGAAGCAGGUCAAGUCUGCUGUGUUCUCUCCCUCAGACAUGAAUCUAGCAGCAGAGAGCUGAGGGAUGGUUUGUGUUGGGGAGGAGGGGGAGCAGCAGCAGCAGCAGGACUAGAGGAGUCCGAAACAGAAGUGACCGCUAGCUACAUGUCAACCCUACAGACAGAGCUGAACUAGCGGGAGGAAGGAGAGGGAGAGACACACAGGGGGAGAGAAAGGGGGUCGGCUGGAAGGGAUACUGGUUAUUUUUUACCGUGAAUCACCACAACAUUUACGUUGUUUCACUUUGGGUUGAAGUUACCUGUUUUUUAAGGGGCUCGGGAAUCUCUGUUGUAGGAAGGUUAGCUUGUAGCCACCGCCAUCUCUGCGUUUGAGUCGGCGCCAUGGGGAACGCUGCCACGGCCAAGAAGGGCAACGAGCUGGAGAGCGUGAAAGAGUUUCUAGCCAAAGCCAAAGAAGACUUCCUACGGAAAUGGGAAUGCCCACCACAGAGCACAACGUGCCUAGAUGACUUUGACAGAUUGAAGACCCUGGGUACGGGCUCAUUCGGCAGAGUCAUGCUGGUGAAACACAAAGGAACAGAGCAAUACUUUGCCAUGAAAAUACUGGACAAACAGAAGGUGGUAAAACUCAAGCAAAUAGAACACACGUUAAAUGAGAAGAGGAUAUUACAGGCUGUGAGCUUCCCCUUUCUCGUCAGGCUUGAGUAUGCGUUCAAGGACAACUCCAACUUGUACAUGGUGAUGGAGUACGUUCCUGGAGGAGAGAUGUUCUCACACCUCAGAAGAAUUGGACGGUUCAGUGAACCGCACGCACGCUUUUACGCAGCACAAAUAGUGCUGACGUUCGAGUACCUCCAUUCACUAGAUCUCAUAUACAGAGAUCUGAAACCUGAGAACCUUCUCAUCGACCACCACGGAUACAUUCAGGUGACAGAUUUUGGAUUUGCAAAGCGGGUAAAAGGCAGGACCUGGACAUUGUGUGGGACACCGGAGUACUUGGCACCGGAAAUCAUUCUCAGCAAAGGUUAUAACAAAGCUGUGGAUUGGUGGGCCCUCGGAGUCCUCAUAUAUGAAAUGGCAGCCGGCUACCCUCCGUUCUUUGCAGACCAGCCUAUACAGAUCUAUGAGAAGAUUGUGUCUGGGAAGGUACGGUUUCCCUCCCACUUCAGCUCCGACCUAAAGGACCUGUUGAGAAACCUGCUGCAGGUGGAUCUGACCAAACGUUACGGCAACCUGAAGAACGGCGUCAACGACAUCAAGGGACACAAGUGGUUCGCCACGACGGACUGGAUCGCAAUUUACGAGAGAAAGGUCGAGGCUCCGUUCAUACCAAAGUGCAGAGGCCCAGGGGACACCAGCAACUUCGACGACUACGAGGAGGAGGAAAUCCGUGUUUCCGUAACGGAAAAAUGUGCAAAGGAGUUUGCAGAGUUUUAGGAUCCGAGGACAUGGAUAUAUCAGGGAAAUAAGGGGAUCUUUGCACUCUUCUAAAGACUUGGGAUGGAGCAGAGACCAUCGUUUUUUCAGAUCUACUUCAUAGUCCCUUCAUUCCACCAGGCUGAAAGAGGUCUCCAUGAUCCUUGGGUGCCGAUAACCUCUCACUGUCACAUACACCUGCGUAUUAAAGCAGACACAUCACGUUUUUUCUUCUCUUUUUUUGUACCUACCCACGUUUAUUUGUUUUUUUACUUUGAAGCAGUUAGUCUUGGAUGUUGUCACCCCUUUUUGAAAUGUGACAUUUUUUUCAAUUUAUAAGGGAAAACUGAGACAAUGGCCAAUACCAGUCCACAUAUUAUAACUGACAUGUCUGUGGCAGUUGCACACACCAAAAAAACGUGUGUGGUUUGUGAGAUGUUUCCUCCAGUUGUCAGCGCUGUAUAUUCAACUGUCUGUUACAAAUCUACGUGGCAUUGGCUAUUGUUAAAGUAUGGCCAGCUUUCAGAGGUAGCAUUUGUCCUAUGUGCAUAUCUAUUUGUUUUGAGCGUUGAGAGAAUGACCAAACAGGAAAAUGCAAGAUCGGAGUUGUUGUUUUUUUUCCUCCUUUCUUUGCUUUUUGCCCAGAACUCCAAGUCCUCAGAUCCCCCACAGAAGCAUCCAUUCACUGUCUUCUUGGUAUUCUGACCCAGGCGCAGUAAGCAGAAAAUGACAUACCUUGUUACAUUGGUAAGAAGCAAAUCAUGUUGUUUGUUUGAUCCUUUCGGGUCUGUUAGUUUCAUGUAAACUUUGUCAUUUUUACUGUUUGUUUUUGUUGCUGUGUCUAAUAUCAUAGUCAUGAUGUCCCUAGAUUUUGGGUCUUCUUACAAAGACCUUCUCCUAUAAGUCUGUGGAACAAUAUGACUUUUGUAAAUGGUAAAAAGAGUGAGCUAAAAUCCUUCUAAGGGUUUUUAUUGAGUGUAAUGUAAAGUUAAGACAGUCAUUAUGAAUACUGUUGUGGCUUGUGCCUCAACAUUGAUAGUGCAAACUUAAAAAAAAAAAAGUAAUAUAUGAAAUCAAGGAUGUUUUUCAAAUCUUGCGAAAACAGGAAUUCAAGAAUUUUUAUUUACCGUGCAAUCUUGUUACAUGCCCCGAACAGAUGUGUUUGUUUCAUUCUUGUCAAAGAAUGUAGAUUUGCGACUUACAGGUAUGCAUACAUUGAAAGCUUAUUUUCAAGGUACAGUUUUCCUCACAAUACACUGGCUCAAAUGAAGACUGCUCCUUUGUAUCACAUGUAACCCUGUUAUUGUUAAACUCAUUACAUCAUACGUAUAUACAUUGUUUCAUAUAUGUUUUUAUUUAUACACAUUAGAGAUGCUAAUAAAUUUUAUUUUUAAAAGUG
Molecule: messenger RNA, 3002 nt
Organism: Notolabrus celidotus (New Zealand spotty)
Lineage: Eukaryota; Metazoa; Chordata; Actinopteri; Labriformes; Labridae
Gene: prkacbb
Product: protein kinase, cAMP-dependent, catalytic, beta b
Exons: 10
Coding region: 569-1624 (351 amino acids)
Biological process (GO): peptidyl-serine phosphorylation
Cellular component (GO): nucleus; cAMP-dependent protein kinase complex
Molecular function (GO): ATP binding; cAMP-dependent protein kinase activity
Source: RefSeq, a predicted model, not a curated record